Molecule: messenger RNA, 806 nt
Organism: Zophobas morio
Lineage: Eukaryota; Metazoa; Arthropoda; Insecta; Coleoptera; Tenebrionidae
Exons: 6
Coding region: 156-740 (194 amino acids)
Source: RefSeq, a predicted model, not a curated record
UGUUUGUUCGAUUUGUAGCGUUUUGAGUUUUGUGGUGUGUUUUUUUUUUAGCCUUUUACGUACUUUUUAAGUGAUUUUAGUGUUAGUGAUUAGAAUAAACAGACAAUUAAUUAAUAAUAGUGUAAGUGUGACAAUAAAUUUCGUUUAUUUGCACGAUGACGAGCACAUUAGCCAAAAAUACUUGUUCUGUAAAAGGCUGCGGAAAGCGAGAGCUACCGAUGUACCGUUUCCCCAAUCCAAAAACAAACGGGGAACGUUUUCGUAAGUGGGUUCUGGCAGCAAAUAAUCCUCGAUUCGAGCAACUAGGAGAUAAUGGUAUUUAUAAAAAGUGUUUCGUUUGCCACAACCAUUUUAAGGAAGAGGAUAAAAUCCUGAAUUCGCGUUUAUUAAGGAAAACUGCUGUGCCUUCGCAAAAUUUGCCGAUUGGUCCAUCGUUUGCCACAGAACAGGGAAUUGAUGCACCAUCACCUCCAAGACCAUCCCAAUCUGAGGAGGACCUAAUUUUUAGAACACCACAACGUGAACUCAUUUUUAUGCCCAGCUCGGUACGAAAACGUGUUACACCAUCAGCCUGUUCACCAUCCACGUCUGGAGGUGUAUUUCCCAGGAGCGUCGUGCAGAGAACAUUAUUUCCCUCCAUAAGUAAUGGAGUGAGCAGUAAUGAAGAGGGACUUGGUGUGGCGCCAUUAUCAGUGUUGGACAGCGUCCCAAUAAAUGCAAUAACUUCAAGUAACCUGUAGUUACGACACACUUUACUCUGGAUUAGAAAAAGGAGAGAAUUUACGUUAGGUUAAUUUAAGCAAGAC